CCGGGGGCGAUCGCGUUUGCGGGAGUUUUCCGGCUAAUGGUGGCGGCGCUUUUUCGGGAACCAUCACCGGUUGGGAGUAUCAAAAGGAUUCUGCCAGUGUUCGUCCGUGGAAGCCUGGUCACGGUGCGUCGCCGGCCUAAGGAGAAGUACCGAAAUCGAUGUAAGAAAGGUGAUCAAACAAACAAAGGAAGCAAAUUUGCAAAAGUGAAAGUGCUGCGAGGCAACGAGGAGUCCUUCCGAGAAGUGGCAUUCUUCGGAAACCAUCCCCACGGCCGGGGAUUGUAGUAGGAGGAAAGAAAAAGGGUUGCGGUCCCGAGUGCGUGCGUGGUGGUGCCCGGGUCACCCCCGGGGUGCGCCUCCAGGGGUGGUGGCCGUCCGUUUCUAGAGUUUUCACUAGUUCCGGUGUGGUGCGUUCGUUCGGUUGGCCGGUUCUUUUCGGGUGGCGGUCCGGUUGCUGUUUGUCUUGUUCCACGUGGCGAUCACGCCCCGAACGGCAGUGCCUAUGUGUGACCAGGGCGGGAAGCGGAAGAAAAAGGAAAAAUUCCAGUACAACAAAUCGAUCAUGGCCGCCACGAGCGUGGUGGUCCUCGAUCGGGGCAACAACACGACCUGCACCAUCAAUUUGCAUGGGGCUACCGUGGUGUCCUGGCGAGUAAACAAUCAGGAGCAACUGUUUGUCAGCAAACUGGCCGUUUUCGACGGGAAAAAGGCGAUCCGCGGUGGCAUUCCAUUCGUUUUUCCACAAUUUGGCCCGUGGAACUUUGGGCCCCAGCAUGGGUUUGCGCGCGUCGUCCGGUGGACACUCGAACGGGCGCCGGAACGGUUGCCAAGCGGUGACGUCGAAGCCGUCUUUAGUCUGAUGGACAACGAAAUUACCCGGUCGAUGUGGAACUAUUCCUUUCGCAUCACCUAUCGACUAAUCCUGCGCGAGAAGGAACUACACUUUCACAUCGGUGUCUACAACCCGAGUAAAGAGAUGACCUUCUCCUUUAACCUGCUGCUGCACACCUACCUGAAGGUGCCGGACGUGCGCCGAUGUCAAAUUACGGGACUCCACGGUUGUACAUUUAUCGAUAAGACACGGGACGGUGCAAUCUACCAGGAGGGCCGCGAUGCGGUGACAAUCAACGAGUGGACGGACCGGAUCUACCAGCACACACCCCAGGAGCACAUCAUCACGAACGUGGUGUCAGGGCGGAAGAUGCGCCUCCAGAAGUACAACUUUCCCGACACCGUCGUGUGGAACCCGUGGAUGGAGAAGGCGCGCGAGUGCCAGGACUUUGGCGACGACGAGUACCCGAACAUGAUCUGCGUUGAGGCGGGUCACGUGUCAACGCCGGUUAUUCUACUGCCAGGCACCGCGUUCGAGGCGUCGCAAAUACUUCAGGUCAUGUACGAUAAAGCGUCGCCACAGUUUACCUAG
This is a messenger RNA of Anopheles cruzii, 1423 nucleotides long. RefSeq lists its product as uncharacterized. The coding region runs from base 503 to 1423 and encodes 306 amino acids. Gene Ontology annotation, biological process: carbohydrate metabolic process. The transcript has 9 exons. The record is from RefSeq and is a predicted model, not a curated record. Gene Ontology annotation, molecular function: isomerase activity; carbohydrate binding. Lineage: Eukaryota; Metazoa; Arthropoda; Insecta; Diptera; Culicidae.